AUGUUCAGACUUACCAUCUGCGCCACACUCAUCGCCCUUUCCGCCGCUCAGGUGCCAGUGGCUCCUCUGUACUCUGCGUGCAGUGCCGCUGUUCCAUGUGCCGCUCCGGCUGUCUGCCAGGCUUCCGUCUGCGUUCCAACUGUCGCUGCUGCUCCUCCAGUCUUUGCUGCUCCAGCUCCACUCCCAGCCUUCGCUCCAGCUCCAAUCGCCGCUCCACUUCCAGCUUACGCUCCAGCUCCAGUCGUCGCUGCUCCAGCCCCAGCUCCAGUCUUCGCCGCUCCAUUCGCUGCCCCACCAGCCUCAGUGAUCGCUGCUCAACCAGCUCUCGGAUGCGCUGCCCCAUGCGUCGGAGCCGCCCAAUGCGUCGCCGGAGCCUGUGCCUGUGCUAACCCAGCUGUCGCCUACUCCCCAGUCAUCGGAUGUCAGCCAGCUAUCCCAAUCGCUCCAGCUGUCCCAGUUGCUCCAGCUCCAGUUGUCGCCGGACGUCUCAUCCCACAAGCUCUCCCAGGAUCCCCAUGUGAGCCAGGAGUUGAAUGCACCGGAGGAUCUGUCUGCUCCGUCGGAGUCUGCCUCUGCCCACCAGAGCUUAUCCAAGAAGGAACUGUCUGCGUUGCUCGCACCAUCUACGGAGUCGUCCCACCACCAGUCAUCCCAGUUGCUCCAGUUGUCCCAGUUGCCCUCGGCGCCCCAUGUGCUGCCCCAGUCGCCGUUGCUGCCGCCCCAGCCUGUGUUCCAGGAGCCGUUUGCUCUGCUGGAAUCUGCCAAUGCGCCGGAGCCUACGAGCCACUCCAAGGAGCUUGCGUCCGCAGACGUCUCUAA
Molecule: messenger RNA, 819 nt
Organism: Caenorhabditis briggsae
Lineage: Eukaryota; Metazoa; Nematoda; Chromadorea; Rhabditida; Rhabditidae
Exons: 3
Coding region: 1-819 (272 amino acids)
Source: RefSeq, a predicted model, not a curated record